AUGACACCGCCAGCGAAGGAAGAUUCACAAGAUGAAACUCACUUGCUUGAUUCUAUUUCCAAGGACAUAGUGGAUAUUCUCAUGAGCGAUGACAUAGAGGAGAAGUUGGGUACUUUUGUCGACCCUUUGGCUCUCAGAGCUACUGAGAAAUCAUUGUACGAAGUUCUAGGUAAGCAGUAUCCUCCCUUACGUACCCACCUCACUCUUAGCAGUCCUGUUAAGAAAUUUUCUUGCAAUUAUAAUAGUACCAACAAUUUUAUUUUUGAGUCCGCUUCUCAAAUGCCCUUCAGUUCCAAGGGGAUUUUUGAUGAUGGAAUGAUGAAGCCUUCUGUAACUACAAAUCCUUCAAGUAGCAACAGUGAUGAGUCCAUUUUAAUGCAGUUCAGAAUAGGGGUAGAGAAAGGUCGCAAAUAUCUUCCAGUAAUUGAUUUUGACAGCCAUGAUCUAGUGGUAGAGAAGACUGAUAGAGGUGAUUCAAAUGCAGAAGAAGAAGAAGAAGGAAGGUCUAAUGAGCAAUUAGCGGUUUGUGGCGAAGUGGACGAGUUAUCAAACAUGAUUCACCAGAUGUUUCUCUUUCCUGACAGAGAAAAAGAGCAUUCAGAGAGCACUGCUAAUGAAGAUUCAAAGAAUAACCGAGCUAGUGGAUUGAUUGGUGGGAAAGAUCGAGCCAAAAAAGGAAGAAAUGAAGCAGUCGAUUUAAGGGAUCUGCUUAUUAAAUGUGCAGAAGCUCUAGCUGCUACUGACAUUAGGACUACAAAUAAACUUUUAAAGGAUAUUAGGCAACACUCUUCUUAUACCGGUGAUGGAUCUCACAGGAUGGCACAUUACUUUGCCAAUGCUCUUGAGGCACGCUUGGCGGGUACUGGGGCUCAAAUUUGUGCCGACAUUUCCAAGACAUUACCAGCUAUUGACGUGUUGAAAUUCUAUCGAUCUUUUGUCCCUGCCUGUCCAUUUGGAAGGAUCUGUUUAAAUUUUGCAAAUCAGCACAUUCUGGAUGUGACUGAGAAGGCAACAAAACUUCAUAUUAUAGAUUUUGGUGCCGUAUUUGGAUUCCAGUGGACCCUGAUUGUGCAAGAUCUCUUGGCUAGAGUUGGUGGAACUCCUAAACUUCGCAUUACAAGCAUCUUACCUCCCCAGCAUGGUCCUCAAAAAGCACAAAGAGUUGAGGAAACAAGACAUGGUUUGGAAAAAUAUUUUGAACAGGUUAAUAUCUCAUUUGAGUAUAAUGUUAUAGCAAAAAAAUGGGACACUAUUCAAAUUGAUGACAUUAAGAUCAACAAAGAUGAGGUCAUUGCUGUGAAUUGUCUAUUCAAAUUUGAGAAUCAUCUACCUGAUGACACAGUUGCAUUGAAGAGCCCAAGAAAUAUUGUACUAGACCUAAUUCGAAAGACAAAUCCCAAAAUAUGUAUCCAUGCUGUUACGAAUGGAUCCUUCAAUGUCCCCUUCUUUGUUAGGCGAUUCCAAGAGGCGGUAUACUACUAUUCCGCAUGGUUUGAUAUGGCAGAUAAAAUAUUUACCCGUGAAAAUCCAAUUAGGUUGAUGUUUGAGCAAGGGAUGCUUGGGCAAGAGGUUGUGAAUACUGUUGCAUGUGAGGGUUCUGAGAGGAUUGUGAGGCCUGAAACAUAUAAGCAGUGGCAGGCACGUAACACAAAUGUUGGUUAA
Malania oleifera is the source of this 1662-nucleotide messenger RNA. Its product is annotated as scarecrow-like protein 14. NCBI's taxonomy places the organism in Eukaryota, Viridiplantae, Streptophyta, Magnoliopsida, Santalales, Ximeniaceae. Gene Ontology annotation, cellular component: nucleus. Gene Ontology annotation, molecular function: sequence-specific DNA binding; DNA-binding transcription factor activity. The record is from RefSeq and is a predicted model, not a curated record. Gene Ontology annotation, biological process: regulation of DNA-templated transcription. Bases 1 to 1662 code for a protein of 553 amino acids. The transcript has a single exon.